AUGCCGCCUCGAUCCUCCUUGACUUCUUCAUUCUCCAUCGCCGAUGCCAACAAUGAGGUGGUUUGCCCAUUGCGCAACCAGGAUGGCUCGAGUUGUCGGAAGCGGUGCAUCGGCGAGAAACGAUAUCGUUCGAUGCAGGAGCAUAUUCGACGAGCGCACCCCGAACAUUAUAUAUCAAAGCUCCCAGCUACGGAAGAGAGCUUCUUGCUCAUGAUCAAUACCCCGCCCUCGGAUAGACCACAGGCUCCAAAUUCCACCGGCCCACCUCAAUCAAGUGUCGACCCAGCCAAAGCUUAUCAACACGACCGCCAUGCAUUCUUCCGCGAUGAGUCAAGUGCUCCCGUAACGCCGAGGCAUCUUGAUGAACGUGUGGGCGGUUCGCAGCUACCGGCCGCAAGUGCUGCCGCAGCGCUGGCUCAAUUAGGUGGCCAACAUAAGUUUGAGAAUGAAUGGGACUCGGAAACUGUACGUCUCUCUUCCUCCCAAGCCGUACCUGUAGCUCACCUGACGGGACUCCCAAAGGGAUGGCAUUCUGAUACAGAGGGGAGGAGGAUCCCUCGCAGCACAAUUGAGCUGCCUCCCAUACAGUAUGGUGCUGAGCCAACCAGCGAGCCGUUCCCUCCAAUCAAUGCAGGGCCAGGGCGGCGAGAGUUACUCCCCUCUAUUCUCUCCAACUCGCCACCGGGGCGGUCCUCAACCCUGCCCCCUUUGCAACGGACUCUGGGUGCUCACCGUCCGAGGAAACAGUCUGUUACUAAGCGUGGCCACAAGAAACAAAAGUCUCGAGGCACCGCUGCCGAUUGGCUUCGCCGGAUUCAGAACGACGACCUUCUUUCUCCUGGAGGGGCCGAUCGUAAAGCGCAUUCAGUCGAACCCUCAGCGGACUACGGCAAGCGGUGGGAAGACUUGAUUGAUGCAGCAGCUUCGGCUACUGAAGACAUUGACGAGGACAGAACUCCAGUAAGCCUCGAAAAACGAUCUUACUCUUCUUGUCUGACAUAUCAGGUGCCUCAAUCUCCUCCCAUCUCAAUUCAUAGAGCUUCUCUACCACCGUUUCCUCAUCAACAUUUUCAGGGUUACCAGGCAUCUCCCCUGCAGCAAGCUCUAACUCCGCCGCCGUUUGCACAAGAAAUUCCCGAGCCUUUCCCGUCGGUGGAAAGUGGCGGGAGUGGAGAAGCCUUUCACAUGGGAACUGUCGGGCUAUCGGAUUCUUCGCCAAGUUAUUCGUCUCAAGAUGUUCACAUUUACUGUGCGGCGUGUCAACGGACAUCGAAAUUGAGGGAGUCAUAUGCUUGUACCGAAUGCAUAUGUGGACUAUGCCGAGAUUGCGUGAAUAUAUUGAUGGAAGAACAAGGGACUCGGAGGAAAUGUCCUCGCUGUGCUACAAUCGGCGGGCGAUACAAGCCCUUUCAAUUAGACAUCCGAUGA
This is a messenger RNA of Xylaria bambusicola, 1428 nucleotides long. RefSeq lists its product as uncharacterized. NCBI's taxonomy places the organism in Eukaryota, Fungi, Ascomycota, Sordariomycetes, Xylariales, Xylariaceae. The transcript is spliced from 2 exons. The record is from RefSeq and is a predicted model, not a curated record. The coding region runs from base 1 to 1428 and encodes 475 amino acids.